CUUCCGUCUAGGGGUAUAUAUACUUCCGGUCUCUUCCACCAGGCGGAAGUGAGCGGAGCGGAGAGAGAAUACAGCGCUCCUUUCCGGUGUAGGGGCACAGUGGAAGCAGCAACCGAGGAAAGAGGUGUCUUUUGUGAGGAUGACGCGACAUGGCAAGAACUGCACGGCAGGGGCCGUCUACACCUACCACGAGAAAAAGAAGGACACAGCGGCCUCAGGCUAUGGGACCCAGAACAUUCGACUGAGCCGGGAUGCUGUCAAGGACUUUGACUGCUGCUGCCUGUCUCUGCAGCCCUGCCAUGACCCUGUUGUCACCCCAGAUGGCUACCUGUACGAGCGUGAGGCGAUCCUGGAGUACAUCUUGCACCAGAAGAAGGAGAUCGCUCGGCAGAUGAAGGCUUACGAGAAGCAGCGGGGCGCCCGGCGUGAGGAGCAGAAGGAGCUGCAGCGGGCCGCAGCGCAGGACCAGGUGAGGGGCUUCCUGGAGAAGGAAGCAGCCAUCGUGAGCCGGCCCCUCAACCCCUUCACGCCCAAGGCCGCCUCGGGGAACGACUCAGCAGAUGAUGGCCAACCUGGGCCCAGCGCAGGCCCCGCAGGCAAGGACAAGGACAAAGCGCUGCCCAGCUUCUGGAUCCCGUCGCUGACCCCUGAGGCCAAGGCCACGAAGCUGGAGAAGCCGUCCCGCAUCGUGACCUGCCCCAUGUCCGGGAAGCCACUGCGCAUGUCGGACCUGACGCCUGUGCGCUUCACGCCGCUGGACAGCUCGGUGGACCGCGUGGGGCUCAUCACGCGCAGCGAGCGCUAUGUCUGCGCCGUGACCCGCGACAGCCUGAGCAACGCCACUCCUUGCGCCGUGCUGCGGCCCUCUGGGGCCGUGGUCACCCUCGAGUGCGUGGAGAAGCUGAUUCGCAAGGACAUGGUGGACCCUGUGAAUGGGGAGAAGCUCACAGACCGCGACAUCAUCGUACUGCAGAGGGGCGGGACGGGCUUCGCAGGCUCCGGAGUGAAGCUGCAGGCCGAGAAGUCCAGGCCGGUGAUGCAGGCCUGAGUGCGCCCGAAACCAAAUAAACGGGCUUGGAUGCAACCGGCUAUGUGGCACCUUCAUUUAUCGCCCCGGAGCCCAGGGACAGCGGGCGAGGAGGCCGGGCCACGCGGGCAGCACCCCAGCGUGACUGCAGUUUGAAAGCGUGGGCUAAGAGUAUUUGAUGUGGUCUCACGUUAAGAGUCAAAUCUGAAUCGAAUGCAAAUGCACAGCCUUAAAUGGGCUGAGUGGCCAGAAGUCGGAGUCUGCCCCGCGACCUCUUGAGGGCGCCACCUGAACAGGCUAAGUACAAAUCCGCUCACAUCCAUUUGAAGCCCGUGAGAGGUCCGGGAAUGAGUCUCCCAGAGCAAAGUGUGAUAAGACACCCAAAGGAAAUGAAGUGCAGUGAGCAAGAGGGAGCAGCGGCAUUUAGUCUAGAGAAGUGGAUCGAGAACACCCCUUCUCCUAACACCUGACUGCUGAGGGGUGAAAAGGAAGAGGAAACCUCAAGUGCAAAGGCCCGGAGGCCGCAGAGUACUUGGUGGGGCGGGGGGGGGGGGUUGAAGAGUAGGAGGAGGUCAGAGUCCCUGGGCCUGGUGGACCUGCCUGGAGCUCAGAUUUGACUCGGAAGCAGGGGCAGCCCUUAAAGCUUUGUUUUUAGCAACCACUGAAUCACAAAAGCAGACCCUGUACAGUGUGGAAAAUUAGAGUGUACAGUCAAACAAAGAUUAAAAAAAUAAAGACUUAAAGUCCUGCCUCCCU
Messenger RNA from Vicugna pacos (alpaca), 1783 nucleotides. It is a transcript of the gene NOSIP, whose product is annotated as nitric oxide synthase interacting protein. The record is from RefSeq and is a predicted model, not a curated record. Gene Ontology annotation, cellular component: nucleus. NCBI's taxonomy places the organism in Eukaryota, Metazoa, Chordata, Mammalia, Artiodactyla, Camelidae. Gene Ontology annotation, molecular function: ubiquitin protein ligase activity.